Molecule: messenger RNA, 822 nt
Organism: Eimeria acervulina
Lineage: Eukaryota; Apicomplexa; Conoidasida; Eucoccidiorida; Eimeriidae
Exons: 2
Coding region: 1-822 (273 amino acids)
Source: RefSeq, a predicted model, not a curated record
AUGGGGGCCCCCCAAGGGGCCCCCUUGGGGGCACCCUAUGACUCUUCGGGGGCCCCCGCUGGUCUGUUGGGGGCCCCGAGGGGGGCCCCCUAUCAGGCUGAGGUAUUAUCUUUUGUUAGGUCCUUGUGGCCGCGGUGGGUUGAGCCCCACGGGCUGCUGCUGCAACCCCGCGGGGCUGCAGCAGCUGCAUGCAAGCAGCAGCAGCACCAGCAGCAGCAGCAGCAUCAGCAGCAACAGCAGCAUCAGCAGAGUUGCUUGUGCGCUUUGGCAGCAAAGCGACUGCUGCUAAAGACGUGCUAUGGGGUCUGCUGCUGCUGCGGCUGCAUCGCAACCACCCAGCAGCAGCAGCAGCAGCAGCAGCAGCAGCAAGAUGACGAAGUCGCUGAGGAUUUUCUGCUGCUGCCCGUCUCUUCAGGUGACGCCCCACCCCUUGCAGAAGUAGCUGCUUUGCUGCAGCAACAGCAGCAGCUGCACCAGCAGAAACAGCAGCAGCACCAAAUCCAGCAGAAACAGCAGCAGCAGCAAGUCCAGCAGCAGCAGCAACAGCAGCAGCAGCAGCAAGAGAUGGCUAUGGGCCUCCCCGCAGGUAUGGAGAAGGCAAAAGUUUGCUUCGCCAUUGUACAGCAGCAGCAGCAGCAGCAGCACAACCAGCAGCAGCAGCAGCAGCAGCAGCAGCACAACCAGCAGCAGCAGCAGCAAGAAGAUGCGUCCGAGCGGCAGGCUCAACUGCUGCAGCCUUUGCUGCAGCACCUGCUGCAGCAGCAUCAGCAGCUGCUGCUGCAGCAAGAAAGCCAGCUGCUGUUGCUCCCUAUCGGAAGGUGA